AUGGCUGGUUUCCUCUCAGACCUGGUUCAAUACCGGAAGCUAUUGCUAAUGAUUUUGGUACUAGGAAUUGGUGGAACCCACCUGUCUGGUUUUCAAAUGUCUGUGAUCAAUUAUACUUCUCCAUACAUUCAGAAGUUUAUCAACGAAACCUGGCUGGAACGAUACGGUUCAGCGCUGCAUCAGGAGACGCUCACAUUACUAUGGUCCUUCAUCGUGUCUAUGUACUGUGUGGGGGGAAUGAUAGGAUGUCUGUGUAGUGGGUACCUGACUGCAAAGUAUGGAAAGAAGAAAUGUCUGCUGUUCAAUGAUGUGGUCCUAAUAGUAGCCACACUGAACACUGGCUUCAGUAGGAGAGCCAAAUCCUUUGAGAUGAUCCUGAUCGGGCGCUUCCUCGAGGGCAUUGGUGCUGGAAUACAUAUGAAUGCCCAUGUUCAGUAUGCAGGAGAGAUCUCACCUAAGAAGUUGCGUGGAUUUGUAAAUGUGACCUCCUCUGUGUUUCUUGCACUAGGAAAAGCUGUAGCAAGAAUUCUUGGAUUACGAGAUCUUUUAGGAACUGAAGACAUGUGGAAUGUGCUGUUGUCCUUCUCUGGGUUGGUGGCAUUGAUUCAACUGCUCUUUUUGCCAUUCUUUCCUGAGUCACCUCCCUAUCUCUUGCUUCAAAAAGGAGACAAGGAUGGUUGCUUGAAAGCCAUGAAGCAACUCUGGGGAGAAGAGAAUUAUCACACAGAAUUUGAUGACAUGAUGAAGGAAAAGGCUGUAACAAAAGGCACCAAAAUAAUGAAUGUCCUAGAGGUGCUGAGAGAGCCAUCCGUGUAUCCGCAGCUGUGUACCAUGCUCCUGCUUUUACUGAGUCUGCAGCUCUGUGGCCUGAGUGCAAUCACCUUCUACACCUCGGAAAUUUUUCAGACAGCAAACCUCCAGGAAAGCAUAAUCCCAUAUGUAGCUCUAGGAGUUGCGAUCUCUGAGCUCAUCUCCAUCAUCUUCUGUAGCUCCAUUAUCGAUCGUUUUGGACGCCGGAUUCUGCUGUGGGGUGGUUAUUUGUUGAUGGCACUGAUACUGGUGUUGCUUGAAACAAGCCUUCUACUGAGCGAUCGGUUCCUCUGGAUGCGUUACUGCAGUGUUAUUCUUAUCUUUUUAUUCAUCAUCGCCUAUGGAAUAGGACCGGCUGGAGCCGUUGCAUCUGUCAUGAAUGAAAUCUUCACCCUCUCAACAAGGUCUUCUGCUUUUGUAAUUGGUGGAAUCGUCAUUUGGCUAGGCCUCACUUUCACUGGAAUGCUUUUCCCCUUUGCUGUUAUGGUUCUUGGUCCUUUUUGCUUCCUCAUCUUUAUUGCUGUCCUGGUCACUGCAGCAGUUCUCAUCUAUCUGUUCCUCCCAGAAACAAAAGGGAGGUCCAUCUCCGAAAUCACAGAAGAAUUCAAAACACGCCAAUUUAAGAAGAAAAAUCAUUGGACGGUGGAGAAGAAUGCUACUGAAGAAAGGACAUUCUGCACCAAGCUCUGA
Messenger RNA from Cygnus atratus (black swan), 1500 nucleotides. RefSeq names its product solute carrier family 2, facilitated glucose transporter member 11-like. The record is from RefSeq and is a predicted model, not a curated record. The transcript is spliced from 12 exons. The coding region runs from base 1 to 1500 and encodes 499 amino acids. Gene Ontology annotation, molecular function: hexose transmembrane transporter activity. Gene Ontology annotation, cellular component: membrane. Lineage: Eukaryota; Metazoa; Chordata; Aves; Anseriformes; Anatidae. Gene Ontology annotation, biological process: monosaccharide transmembrane transport.